UAUCAUUUCAGAGUAAAAGAUAGAGAAAGAAGAAGAACAAAAACAAUUUUUGAAUCACCUUCCAGAUCCCAGCAAAUCUUUUCAAUCUCUCCAAUUUACCCUUAAAUAAACAAUGGGUUCUCCAGAGUUGCCCAGUGAUGCUGGUGAAGAGGACUUACGUACAACACACAUUGUACAUCAUCCUCCGGCGCCCAGUGAUGAUAGUGACAAUGAAUCUGUAAAUGAUUAUGAUGGUUAUCAGCCACUGGCGAUGGAUGAACAUCAUCAGGGCUAUGUACAAAAUGGAUUCGACGACGAUGAUGAUGAGGAGGAAGAUGCCACGACUAAUGAUGAUAAUAAUCAUGAUUUCAAUACAAUACGACCACAACAACCUACAUUGGCGGAGGACAAUGCUGAGGUGGAUGAGGUAACAUAUGGCGAUCCAAAUCUACCACCCGUUGAAAGUAUAGAUGCCGAAGUGGAGCGUGAAGUUUGGAGUCAACCAAGACCCCAGGAGCUGCAAAUCGAAUUGGAUAGCAAUAAGACACAGCAGAUUUUAAGCGCCAUGGCAAAUUUCUCUUUACCCAAUAUGGCUGUACCAUCCUGGGCCGAUGGUGUCCCUGAAGAACGUUGGAAAGAGGAGUUAUUGGAACGUAUACGACAAAGAAAACCAGCCUCUAAUGACAGUGAAAGGGAAACAGAUAACCAAACUGAAUAGAUUUAUAAGCAGAAUAUACCAAUUCCAGUUUUGCAAGACAUUUGCAUGAACACUAUCUUAGAAUCUAACAAAUAGUUAGUUAAUCAAAUAUGUAAGCAAUUAAUUACGUUAUUUCCCCAUCAAUCAACUUUUAUCAGUUGUUCAUCCAUAAUUUUUGUUGAAAUUAAUAAUACUUCAACUCAAAUCAUUUGGCUUAACAUCUAAAAAUAUAUCGCAUAUUUUUGAAUGAAUACAACUUACAUUCGCCGAAUAAUGUUAGAGAAAAA
Musca domestica (house fly) is the source of this 963-nucleotide messenger RNA. RefSeq lists its product as uncharacterized. Bases 113 to 697 code for a protein of 194 amino acids. NCBI's taxonomy places the organism in Eukaryota, Metazoa, Arthropoda, Insecta, Diptera, Muscidae. The transcript has 2 exons. The record is from RefSeq and is a predicted model, not a curated record. Gene Ontology annotation, biological process: spermatogenesis.